GCAGCCUCUUGCUUCAUGCAGAAAGCUCAGAGCACCGCCAGGAAGCUGCAGGCGGCUGGCAGGAAAAAAACACGAAAGCAGCCUGGGGCUUUCGAGAAGCAGAUUCUGCAGCAGCUAAGCAUCCAGGACGGGACUAUGGGCAAGUCAGCUUCCAAGCAAUUUGCGGAAGAGGUCUUAAAAGCCCACAAUGACUACAGGAAGAAGCAUGGUGUUCCCUCACUGAAACUCUGCAAGAAGUUAAACAGGGAAGCACAACAGUAUUCAGAAGCACUUGCUAGCACCAGAAUCCUCAAACACAGUCCUGAAUCCAGUAGUGGGAAGUGUGGGGAAAACCUCGCAUGGGCUUCGUAUGAUCAGUCAGGGAGUGAAGUAGCUGAAAGAUGGUACAACGAAAUAAAAAGUUACAACUUUCAGAGUCCGGGGUUUUCCUCUGGGACAGGACACUUUACAGCCAUGGUUUGGAAGAACACCAAAAAGAUGGGAGUUGGAAAGGCGGCUGCCAGCGACGGCUCCACAUUUGUGGUGGCCCGAUAUGAGCCUGCUGGCAAUAUUGUAAACCCUGGUCACUACGAACAGAAUGUCCUCCCGCCAAGGAAAUAACAUUGCCAGGAGCCUGAGGGAAAGGACUGUUCAAGCGGCUAAUGAAAAGCAAAACGGAGGAUUGGAUUAGUUUGGAUAAGCAGGUUUAUAUUUGAAAAUGGUUUU
This is a messenger RNA of Lacerta agilis (Sand lizard), 705 nucleotides long. It is a transcript of the gene GLIPR2, whose product is annotated as GLI pathogenesis related 2. NCBI's taxonomy places the organism in Eukaryota, Metazoa, Chordata, Lepidosauria, Squamata, Lacertidae. Gene Ontology annotation, cellular component: extracellular region. The coding region runs from base 16 to 600 and encodes 194 amino acids. The record is from RefSeq and is a predicted model, not a curated record. The transcript is spliced from 5 exons.